CUUGAACUGAUUCACCACCAACUCUUCAAAGUACCACUCCGGGUUUUGUCAUCUCUACAUACCCAUCAUCACAACGUCGCCAUGAGUGCUUUAUCACUUCGCAGUUAUGGAGGCAGCCGAAGCUCAUCCUCCAUGUCUCUCGGAGGAGGUUACCAGAGUCGCAUCGCAUCACAGGCACCAAGCAUCUAUGGAGGGGCAGGGGGACAGAGGGGCAGCGUAUCUUAUGCUUCAGGCACCAGGAGCGGUUUUGAUCUGUCCAGUGCGCUUGGGGGUGACAAUGGUAGUAAUGGAGUGUCGGUCAACGAUAAAGCUACCAUGCAGAACCUCAACGACCGUUUGGCCACCUACCUGGAGAAGGUGCGCUCCUUGGAGACAGCGAAUGCCCAGCUCGAGCGUCAAAUCCGCGAGUGGUACGAGAAGAAGACACCGGUCACCAGAGAUUACAGCAAAUAUGAAGCUAUUCUUGUCGACCUGCGCAGCAAGAUCAGUGCUGCCACUCUGUGCAACGCCGGUAUCCUCCUGCAGAUAGACAAUGCCAAACUGGCAGCAGAGGACUUCAAAGUCAAGUUCGAGAAUGAACUGGUUAUGCGUCAGUCGGUGGAGGCAGACAUCUCUGGACUGAGGAGGGUUCUGGACGAGUUGACCAUGUCCCGGUCAGACCUGGAGAUGCAGAUCGAGGGGCUGAAGGAGGAGCUGGUCUACCUCAAGAAGAACCACGAGGAGGAGAUUGCUGCCAUGCGGGCCCACAUGAACGUCAGCUCAGUGAACGUGGAGGUGGACGCAGCACCCCAGCAGGACAUGGCCAAGAUGAUGGAGGAGAUCCGUACUCAGUACGAGGGUAUCGCCGAGAAGAACCGCCGCGAAAUGGAGACCUGGUACAAAGGCAAGUUUGAUGAGCUGAACAAGGUGGUGACCACCAGCACAGAGACCCUCCAGACGUCCCGCAGUGAGAUCAACGAGCUCAAGAGGACCCUGCAAGCCCUGCAGAUCGAGCUGCAGUCCCAGCUCAGCCUGAAAUCAGCAUCAGAGGGCCAGCUGAAUGAGACCGAGUCCCGCUACAGCAUGCAGCUGAACCAGCUCCAGGGCAUGGUCAACAGCCUGGAGCAGGAGCUGGGUCGCAUGAAGACGGACAUCGAGAGGCAGGCCGGCGAGUACCGCAUGCUCCUGGACAUCAAGACCCGGCUGGAGAUGGAGAUCGCCGAGUACAGGAGGCUGCUGGACGGAGAGGAUGUCGGGAGAGCUGUCAUCACCAAGCAGGUUGAGAUUGUUCAGGUCAAGAAACCUGAGCCAGUGGUGACAAAGCCGGUUGAGAUUGUUCAGGUCAAGAAACAUGAGCCAGUGGUGACAAAGAGAGUGAGGAUGGUGAUCGAGGAGAUAAUCGAUGGAAAGGUUGUCUCCCGUACAGAGGAUGUGGAUAUGGAGGUGGCGAAAAAAUAGUUCCCUUACCCACCCAAACCUACCUGUCAUUAAAAGCCUGGUUCCACCUACAGCUAAAAGGAAUACCAAGAAUGUUAAAAAUGUUACAAUCUCCUCUGGAUUGCAUUGCUCUGGUGUUGCAUGUAUGCUCGUUGAAUGUACAGAACCGUGCAAUCUUUGAUAAAUUGACCAUAUUUGAUAUUUAAGUUGACUAAACAAACAUGCUUUUUGAAUAUCGUUGUUGAUCAAAUGAUAAUUUAUGACGUUUGGUUGAAUUGUCCCUAAAUACAUAAUAAAAGAUAUUUCAGUA
This is a messenger RNA of Salvelinus fontinalis (brook trout), 1726 nucleotides long. Its product is annotated as keratin, type I cytoskeletal 13-like. The transcript is spliced from 9 exons. Gene Ontology annotation, molecular function: structural molecule activity. The coding region runs from base 82 to 1437 and encodes 451 amino acids. The record is from RefSeq and is a predicted model, not a curated record. NCBI's taxonomy places the organism in Eukaryota, Metazoa, Chordata, Actinopteri, Salmoniformes, Salmonidae.